This is a messenger RNA of Didymodactylos carnosus, 537 nucleotides long. Lineage: Eukaryota; Metazoa; Rotifera; Eurotatoria; Philodinida; Philodinidae. The record is from the annotation of a GenBank genome assembly.
AUGCUAUGUUCGACCAACGUGAAAAUUCCAAACGUUGUUUUAUAUGCAACUCAUGGUACGCAGCGACGGUGUGAACAAGAAUAUCCACCAAAUGUAACUAAUGUACUUAUUGGUGUUAUUAGUGCUGUCAUUUUUACACUUGCUUUCUACGGUCUGUGGUUUGAUAAACCAAUUUUAUUAUUAUUUACAGGCAUUUUACUUAGUCUGAUGUUAUUAUUAACAUUAUCGGCAAUGUUUAUACCGAAAAAAAUUCUUCAUCAAUGGCUACAUCAUGAACAUAUUCCGUCAAAUUCCUCAAUAGAAAUGAAUGAUCAUAUCACCUGCAGUAAUCAUAGCGAUCCAUCGCCAGUAAUAAGAAAACUAUUUUCAUCAUUUUUUUCUUUCAAUUAUUUACUUUCUUCACGACUGAUACGAUUACUUAUCAGUGCAUUACUGAAUCUUAUCGGAAUAUGGUUAGUAUUUUAUUUAUUUGUUUGCGUAACAGACAAUUAUUCACAUACACCGUACAGAUCGAAUUCAUGCAGAUAUUAUGUUUAA